Fraxinus pennsylvanica is the source of this 501-nucleotide messenger RNA. The record is from the annotation of a GenBank genome assembly. Lineage: Eukaryota; Viridiplantae; Streptophyta; Magnoliopsida; Lamiales; Oleaceae.
AUGGCGGAUCGUGAUCGUCCACAGCCCCACCAAGUCCAAGUUCACACUCAGUCACGCUUCGAUCAAGGCGGCGGGAUGAAGUUCCCACAAAAGGGUCCAUCAACUAGCCAAGUUUUGGCAGUCGUCACUCUCCUCCCUGUCGGUGGAACCCUACUGGCACUUGCCGGACUGACCCUCUUCGGAAGCCUUAUUGGCCUUGCCGUCACCACCCCUCUUUUCAUCAUCUUCAGCCCGGUUCUUGUUCCGGCCGCCAUUCUCGUUGGCCUUGCUGUCACUGCUUUCCUUACUUCUGGUGCCUUUGGUCUAACCGGGCUGUCGUCGCUUUCUUGGGUUGUGAAUUCGUUAAGGCAGGUUACUGGGACCAUGCUGGAGCAGGUGGAUUACGCGAAGAAGCAGAUGGCAGAUGCGGUCGCGCACGUGGGGCAGAAAACGAAGGAGAGUGGGCAGACGAUUCAGCAGAAAGCACAGGAAAGCAAAGAAAGUAGCGGUGGUAGAACUUGA